CGACAAGGAAGAAGUUUUUUAUUUCUGCGCCGAUUCGUUUAAUCACUUUUUUUGGCAGAUGUUUUAUUUCACCUAAGAAAAUGCAUUAUUUAAUAGGAUUUGAAUAGAAGGGAUGAAAAUGUUUUUGUUGGCUUUUAUUUUCUUCCUCCAAAGCUGUGGCGAAAGUAGCCAGAAUGUUACCAGACCAAACAUUGUUAUGGUGAUGAGUGAUGCAUUUGAUGGUCGACUAUCGUUUGAUCCAGGCAGCAAAGUUGUGCGGCUCCCCUAUAUAAAUUAUCUCCGGGAGCUGGGCUCUACUUUCCUCAAUACUUACACAAACUCGCCCAUCUGCUGCCCUUCAAGAGCAGCAAUGUGGAGUGGUCAGUUUGUUCACCUCAGUCAGUCAUGGAACAACUACAAGUGCUUGGACGCAAACUCAACCACGUGGAUGGAUUUGCUGGAGAGGAACGGAUAUCGUACGAAGAUGCUGGGAAAGCUGGAUUACACCUCAGGGAGUCACUCAGUCAGUAAUCGCGUCGAGGCGUGGACACGAGAUGUCCGGUUCCUCCUUCGCCAGGAAGGCCGGCCUGUUGCCCAACUUGUUGGCAACAUGUCAACCAGAAGAAUUAUGGGAAAAGAUUGGAAGAACACAGAUAAAGCUGCUCAGUGGAUCCGCCAAACAGCUGCCAUGUCAAAAGAACCUUUUGCUCUGUAUCUCGGCCUCAAUCUGCCUCAUCCCUAUAGAACUGAAUCUCUGGGCCCUACAGCUGGAGGAUCCACUUUCCGUAGCUCGCCGUACUGGCUCACAAAGGUGUCUUCUGAGCUUGUCUCUCUUCCUAAAUGGUUGCCUACGGCUGCCAUGCAUCCUGUUGACUACUACUCCACCUUCACCAAAAACUGCAGCAGCGACUUCACAGAGGAGGAAAUCAAAAGCGUUCGGACCUUCUACUAUGCCAUGUGUGCUGAGGCAGAUGCCAUGCUGGGUCAGGUGAUUUCAGCUCUGAGGGAGAAAGGCCUGCUGGACAACACUGUUUUGAUAUUCACAGCCGACCACGGGGAGCUAGCCAUGGAGCACCGGCAGUUCUAUAAGAUGUCGAUGUUCGAAGGCAGUUCUCGUGUCCCCCUGCUCAUCAUGGGCCCUGGGCUAAAGUCUGGUCUGCAGGUCCACCAGCUUGUGUCCUUGGUUGACCUCUAUCCCACUGUGCUUGAGAUUGCUGGUAUCUCAGCUGUGGGCAAUUUAAGUGGUCACUCUGUCCUGCCACUGAUCUCCACAUCCAGAAAUGUGUCCAAGAACGAACACCCAGAGUGGGUAUUGAGUGAAUAUCAUGGCUGCAAUGCCAAUGCCUCUACAUAUAUGCUUAGGGUUGGACAUUGGAAAUACAUUGCCUAUGCAGAUGGAAUCAGUGUCCCCCCGCAACUUUUCAAUGUCACAGUGGACAAGGAUGAGCUGCACAAUGUGGUUCUCAGAUUCCCAGACGUUCAGGCUCAACUGGACAAACUGUUGCGCAGCAUUGUAGAUUAUCCAAAAGUCUCUUCAGCUGUCCAUCUCUACAACAAAAACGAGUUUGCUGCGUGGCGGGAUAGUUUGGGGAGAAACUAUACUGAGGUCAUCGCUAACCUCAGGUGGCACGUGGACUGGCAAAAGGACAUCCAGGCCUCCGAAAAAGCCAUUGAUACAUGGCUUCAUGGCUCUUCAAGAACAUUUUAUAACUAAAGCGAUGGUUAAUGUUUUUAAAAUAACUUUAACUUUUUAUUUUAUGUGUCAUUUACACCAGUCGGGCAGGUCUAUAAAGGCUUUUUCUAUUAUUUUUCUAAUUAUGAUCUACAUAGAGCAUCCAGAUUGGUGUCAGGCAAUCGUUUUUUAUUCUAUUUCACUCUAAUGUUCUGCCUCUUUGUUGUUUAAAACCACCUAUAAAAGGCACUGAUGUUUGUGGUUGUAAAAUUCAAAGUACUGCAGUAAGAUAAAAAAAAUAAAAAAUCAGGAGGUAUGGAUAGUUCUGCAAGGCACUUUACUUACUGCUAUUUAAUAAACAACAUGAGGUGUAUUAAAGUCAAGCAAAGCAAA
Messenger RNA from Poecilia reticulata (guppy), 2044 nucleotides. It is a transcript of the gene arsk, whose product is annotated as arylsulfatase family, member K. The record is from RefSeq and is a predicted model, not a curated record. Gene Ontology annotation, molecular function: arylsulfatase activity; glucuronate-2-sulfatase activity. NCBI's taxonomy places the organism in Eukaryota, Metazoa, Chordata, Actinopteri, Cyprinodontiformes, Poeciliidae.